GAGCGCGCGAUAAAAGCGCGGGUAUGCGCGGGUAUCCGUCUUCAGUUUCAGAAGAAGCCGUGUGCGAUACUUGUUGCUUCAGGACGAUUUUUCGCGCGAAGACCACAGCGCAACAACCGUAUUUCUCUACGCGAGACUGUUUAUCGGAUUUAUUAGCGCGAGGGUGAAAGAGCAGUUCCACACGAUGUUUGAGGCACGUCUAGUACAGAGCGCGAUCCUGAAGAAGGUUUUGGACGCGGUGAAGGAUCUCCUGACCGAGGCAACUUUCGAAUGCUCGGACUCGGGUAUUCAAGUCCAGGCGAUGGACAAUGCGCACGUUUCCCUGGUCUCGUUGAAUCUUAGGAGCGAUGGUUUCGACAAGUACCGCUGCGAUCGAAAUCUGUCGAUGGGGAUGAGCAUCAGUUGCAUGUCAAAGAUCUUACGAUGCGCUGGUGGGGAGGACACGGUGACCCUCAGAGCAUUGGACAACCCCGAGUCCAUCGUUUUUAUAUUCGAAUCACCGAACAAGGACAAGCUGGCUGAAUACGAAAUGAAAUUGAUCAAUAUGGAUCAGGAACACUUGGGCAUACCUGAGACCUCAUACUCGUGCGUCGUGAAAAUGCCGACCGCAGAAUUCACCCGCAUAUGCAGAGACUUGAGCCAAUUUGGAGAAUCUAUAACUUUCGCGUGUAGCAAGGAGGGUAUCAAAUUCAGCGCGUCUGGCGAUUAUGGUUCAGCCAAUGUUAAAUUAGCGCAGACCGCAGACGCGGAUAAAGAAGAAGAAGCGGUAAUAAUUGAUAUGCAGGAACCAGUGAAGUUAACGUUCUCCUGCCGUUAUUUGAAUUGCUUUGUAAAAGCUGGUCCUCUUUGCAAUCAAGUUCAACUGUCUAUGUCCGACGAUGUGCCUCUAGUAUGUGAAUACAAGAUCGGCGAUAUUGGACACAUUAGGUAUUACCUGGCGCCCAAGAUCGACGACGAUGAAGAAAAUUAAAAUAAAGAUAUAGAAAUAGAACUCUCGUAUACAGUGAAAGGUAAUUCACGCUACCGUUGUUUUGGAAAAUCUUGUCCUGUUAGCGUUCGACAGCGUCAUAUUUAUUUGAAAUGAUUAAUCGGCUUGAUAAAUUCCAAGGAGAUGAUACCAUACAUGUGUUUUACUAAUCGAGAAAAUUAAGUAUUCCGUUAUUUGAUACAUUGAGGUACAAGUAAGGCGAAGUUAAAAGUACUUUUAAGGUAAUAUAUUAUUUUAAUUUUACAUUUAAAAGUUAUUUGGCUCGUCACAGUGCUAGCGCAAUGCAGAAUUGACACUAAAAUUUAUAGUAGAGUGACACAAUGAUUAGUAUAGCAAAAUGGUGUCAUCCUCUUAAUUAAUAUUCACAUUAUUAAUGUUCCGGAGACUGUGACAGUAUUUUGAUAAUAUCGCAUCAUUCUUUUUUUUAUAUGUAAGAAGAACUCAAUAUAUUUUCAAAAAAUUUGAUAAA
Messenger RNA from Solenopsis invicta (red fire ant), 1457 nucleotides. It is a transcript of the gene PCNA, whose product is annotated as proliferating cell nuclear antigen. Gene Ontology annotation, molecular function: DNA polymerase processivity factor activity; DNA binding. The transcript is spliced from 4 exons. The coding region runs from base 185 to 970 and encodes 261 amino acids. Gene Ontology annotation, cellular component: PCNA complex. Lineage: Eukaryota; Metazoa; Arthropoda; Insecta; Hymenoptera; Formicidae. The record is from RefSeq and is a predicted model, not a curated record. Gene Ontology annotation, biological process: translesion synthesis; leading strand elongation; regulation of DNA replication.